UUAUCAGCGUUAGAAUCUAUAGAUGUAAAUCUACCCUUUGAUUUGGAAAAAGGGGUGAAAAGCAUGUUUGAGGAACCUUACGCAUUCUUUAGUGCGACUAUUCGAGAAUUAAUGUUUGAAGGAACUACUAUUUGCCAUCCCAAUAAAACUGAUUCGAUUGGAAAACUACUUUGUCUUGUUCUUAUGCUUAUAAGGCAGAAAAACAUGAUAUAUAAUGAUGAUUUAUCAAUUACGUUCUCGUUUUUUGGCUACAGAAAUAACACCAACGAUGGUGUUUAUUCAGUAAACACUGGUGAAAGCGACAUAUCAAAAGUUGGUACAAUUUCAACAUGGGAAAAUUCUGCAUAUACUACUUAUUGGAGUGGAUCAAAAUCGUCUUGUAAUAGAGUGGAAGGAUCCAGAACUACAGUUUUUCCGCCAUUUUUGGAAGAAAGCAUGAAAUUUGACGUUUUUAGUACAGACAUUUGCAAAUCUGCCAAUAUUAUCUACAAUAAAACUAAUACUUAUCAUGACAUCGAAGGAUACCGAUUUAGAACCUACCUAAAUUCGUUUACUUCGUCAGAUGAUGAUUGUUAUUGUACCGAUGGGGCGAAAGAUUUAGAUGGAAACGAUACAUGCUUUUCUGAUGGUUUACUUAAUUUAUAUACUUGCCAUGCUGCUCCAAUAUUGCUAUCUUACCCACACUUUCUUUGGUUGGAGGAAUCUCUUUCUAAAACAGUUGAAGGUUUAAACGCAUCGGAAGACAAGCAUACAACUUACGUUGAUAUUGAUCCUUAUUUGGGCAUACCCUUACAGUCAAGUCAGAAAGUACAAUUUAAUUUAAUUUUGAGACCUUACGUCUUUGGAAACGGGACCUUGGUAUCACUUACUCAGAAUUUAUCUAGAGCUCUGACUCCGUUUUUGUGGAUUGACGAGGGAAUGGCAUUAACAUCUGAUAUAACUGAUGAGAUGAGGUCAGAAUUAUAUGACAGACUAAAACUCCUAAAUAUAGUGGAAUGGGUGAUAAUAGCGUUAGGGAUUGUCUUCAUUAUAGUGCCACCUGCAGCUUAUGGAAUUAAAAAACUCAGAACCUCAGACACGAAAGGGGCGAUUAAAAAAAAUUAACUCGUAAAAUAUUAUUAAUUUUUGCAAUAAUAAAGUGUUUUUAUAAA
Messenger RNA from Agrilus planipennis (emerald ash borer), 1151 nucleotides. RefSeq names its product sensory neuron membrane protein 2-like. The transcript is spliced from 6 exons. The record is from RefSeq and is a predicted model, not a curated record. The coding region runs from base 64 to 1104 and encodes 346 amino acids. Gene Ontology annotation, cellular component: cytoplasm; membrane. NCBI's taxonomy places the organism in Eukaryota, Metazoa, Arthropoda, Insecta, Coleoptera, Buprestidae. Gene Ontology annotation, molecular function: scavenger receptor activity.